This is a messenger RNA of Scleropages formosus (Asian bonytongue), 2389 nucleotides long. RefSeq names its product aconitate decarboxylase 1 (gene acod1). Bases 3 to 1403 code for a protein of 466 amino acids. Gene Ontology annotation, biological process: defense response. The transcript is spliced from 5 exons. The record is from RefSeq and is a predicted model, not a curated record. Gene Ontology annotation, molecular function: aconitate decarboxylase activity. Gene Ontology annotation, cellular component: mitochondrion. NCBI's taxonomy places the organism in Eukaryota, Metazoa, Chordata, Actinopteri, Osteoglossiformes, Osteoglossidae.
UCAUGCUCCGCAAGACAGUCACACAAAGCUUUGGAGCAGCAAUCUCCAACUGGAACCCCGCCCACCUGAAUGACAGCAUCAUCCACAGGAGCAAGCGGAUGAUCCUGGACACCCUGGGGGUGGGAUUACUGGGAACCACUACCCCGGUGUUCAGGACAGCUCUUCAGUACAGCAGGAGAUACGGAUCCUUGGAAAGGAGCUGCAUCUGGGGACAACCUGGACUGUCUCUGCCACCUCAGUAUGCCGCCUUCGUCAACGGAAUUGCAGUGCAUUCCAUGGACUUCGAUGACACCUGGCAUCCACCCACUCACCCUUCUGGGGCCGUUCUUCCCGGCCUCCUUGCCCUGGCCGAGACGCUGCCCCGGAGACCCUCCGGCCUGGAGCUCCUGCUGGCCUUCAACGUGGGCAUCGAAGUCCAGGGGCAGCUAAUGAGAUUCUCCAGAGAGGCGCAUCACAUUCCCAAAAGGUUCCACCCCCCAGCGGUGGUGGGUGUGAUGGGGAGUGCAGCAGCUGGCGCUAAGCUCCUGAACCUCAGCCCGGCGCAGUGUGCGGAGGCGCUGGCUGUCGCGGCAUCGUACGCAGGUGCCCCCUUGGCAAAUGCCGCCACGCAGACCAAACCGCUACACAUCGGCAACGCCACCCGCCGGGGCAUGGAGGCCUGCCAGCUCGCGCAGCUCGGCUUGGAAGGCAACAAGGCCAUUCUUGAUAUCCAGUCUGGCUUUGGGGUGUUCUAUACCGAUUACACACCGAUGGAGCUGGAACCAGAACUUCACGGCCCUCCCUUCAGGUGGGUCCUGGAGGAUCAGGAUGUGGCUAUCAAGAGUUUCCCUGCCCACCUGGGAAUGCACUGGGCAGCUGAUGCAGCAGCUGAGGUCAGGGCCAAGCUGCUCCUUGGAAACCCCAACCUCAACGCUCGUGAGAUCACAAGGGUCACGCUGAAGGUGCCAAGCUCUAGGUACAUAAACUGCCCGGUGCCCACCACCGAGCACGAAGCCCGGCACUCGUUCCAGUUCAUCAGCUGCUCCGCGCUGCUCGACGGCCACGUGUCCGUGGACUCCUUCGACAGCCACCAAAUGGAGCGGAAGGUGUUGAAGGAGCUUCUGCUCCGAACCCACAUGGAGAACCCAGAGGACAAUGUCGCCAGCUUCGACAAAAUGUAUUGCGAGAUCAAGGUGGAGACUGCAGAUGGGCAGAACCACAUUGCCAGGUGCAACACCUUCUAUGGACACUGGAGGAACCCCCUCAGCCAAGAGGACUUGGUGGGGAAGUUCAAGGCCAACGCUGCCGCUGUGUUGCCCCUAGAAGCUGUGGAGGCUAUUGUCAACAUUGUAGAUAAUUUGGAGAAAAUCCCAGACUGCACCGCGCUCAGCUCUUACCUCCAAAUGAGCAGCCAGAUGCCAUAGUCGGUCAGCGUUCCAUACUGCCGAGUGAUACAAUUUCAUUUGUCUCCUAAAAAAUUUUUUUUUUUUUUUUGCUGGUGUGGGAGAAUUAGCUGUUUUCAACGGCACAAAAAGUGCAGUGCACUUGUAAUAGCAAACAUGAACAGCUAGGAGUAAAUAUGUACAAGGUUUUAAAAGGGAUGUAAUAGUCUUAAGUUCGCCGUCAUUAUUUAUUCAUUUAGGUGACACUUUUCUGCAAUACACUUUACAAUGUUAAGCUACGUGCAGUUACUUACCCAUUCAUACAGAAAUUCCCACCAUCAUACAACAGGCGGCAGAGGACCUACACCCCACUCAAGAUCAGUGGGACACCAGUAGAGAGAGUAAGCAGUUUCAAAUACCUUGCAGCGCACAUAUCCGAGGAUCUGACCUGGACUCAUCGCACUCAAGCACAGGUGAAAAAAACCAGGCAAUGGCUGUACCACCUGAGACAGCUGAGGAAAUUCAGGAUCUCCCCAGUGAUCCUGAAAGCUUACUAUAUCGGGGCUAUAGAGAGUAUAUUGACUCAGUGCAUCUCGGUGUGGUAUGGGAACUGCUCAACCAAAGACCGCAAAGCCCUGCAGAGAGUAGUGCGCUUAGUUGAGUGCAUCUCCAGGACUGCUCUUCCCCCGCUGCAUGACAUCUACACCAGGAGAUGCAGGGCGAGGGCUGAUAAGAUUCUUAAUGACCCCAGCCAUCCUGCUAAUUCACUUUUCUGCCUGCUGCAAUCUGGUAGACGCUACUGUAGUCUGAUGGCCAGAAGUGAGAGGCUCAAGAGGAGCUUCUUCCCUCAGACCAUCAGACUCCUCAACAUGGACACAGCCCACACUUUAAGGACUCCGGUAGCAUAAUGUUAUUCGUCAGUGCUGCACAUUGUACUUUAUUAUUGCAUAUUGUAUAUUCAAUGCCUUACACAUUUUUUGUCCUCUAAAUCUUAAUUUUAGUUUUUUUUACAUUUUAACUUUAAUUCG